Molecule: messenger RNA, 2526 nt
Organism: Pungitius pungitius (ninespine stickleback)
Lineage: Eukaryota; Metazoa; Chordata; Actinopteri; Perciformes; Gasterosteidae
Product: gonadotropin-releasing hormone II receptor-like
Exons: 3
Coding region: 52-1353 (433 amino acids)
Biological process (GO): G protein-coupled receptor signaling pathway; cellular response to hormone stimulus
Cellular component (GO): plasma membrane
Molecular function (GO): protein-hormone receptor activity; peptide binding; G protein-coupled receptor activity
Source: RefSeq, a predicted model, not a curated record
AGAGAGGGAGAGAGAGGGAGAGAGAGGGAGAACUAUUCUCUCUGCCUCUUUAUGCAAAUCCAUGCAGUUGAAAAUGUUGCGCAGACGUCACACAAAAGGCUCUCGUGUGUGUGUGUGUUUUAUUUCCUCCUCCAGCUCCGUGGUGAGGGUCAGAAAAUGAACGGCUCCUGUGACCCCGCGGUCGCGGCCUACCAGCGCGGCUCCGGGUGCGACCUCGACGGCACGUGCGCCUGGCUGUCUCCUCAGCGCUGUAACUGGACGUCGGCGUCCAGCGGAGCGCCGCGGCUUCCCACCUUUUCCACGGCGGCCAAGGUCAGGGUGAUCAUCACCUUCAUCCUCUGUGCCCUUUCCACUUUCUGCAAUCUGGCUGUGCUGUGGGCGGCCAGAGGCCAGAAGCGCAAGUCCCACGUCCGAGUGCUGAUGAUCAACCUGACCGCGGCCGAUCUCCUGGUCACCUUCAUCGUUAUGCCCGUGGACGCCGUGUGGAACAUCACCGUCCAGUGGCUGGCCGGCGACCUGGCCUGCAGGUUCCUGAUGUUCCUCAAGCUGCAGGCCAUGUACUCGUGUGCCUUUGUCACCGUGGUGAUCAGUCUGGACAGGCAGUCGGCCAUCCUCAACCCUCUGGCAAUCAGCAUGGCACGUCAAAGGAACCGGGUCAUGCUGAUGGUGGCGUGGACUUUGAGCGCCGUGUUCUCAAUCCCUCAGAUAUUCAUUUUCCAUAAUGUGACCAUCACGUAUCCUGCGAACUUCACUCAGUGCACUACGAGGGGCAGCUUCUUCACCCACUGGCAGGAAACCGCUUACAACAUGUUCACCUUUUCCUGCCUCUUCCUGCUGCCGCUGGUCAUGAUGAUCGUCUGCUACACCAGGAUCUUCAUCCAGAUCUCCAAACGGAUGACCACCAGAAACUUGUCUUCCAACGAGCCACAUCUCCGUUGCUCCAAGAACAACAUCCCCAAAGCCAGAAUGAGAACUCUGAAAAUGAGCAUCUUCAUAGUGAUGUGCUUCAUAGUCUGCUGGACUCCGUACUAUCUCCUGGGUUUGUGGUACUGGUUCUUUCCGGACGACCUGGAGGGGAAGGUGUCCCACUCCCUCACCCACAUCCUCUUCAUCUUCGGACUUUUCAACGCCUGCCUGGACCCCGUCAUCUACGGCCUGUUCACCAUACGCUUCCGCAGGGGGCUGAGGGGCUGCUGCCGCGCCCCCACUCUGUCCUCUGACAGGGGCACGAGGACCGGUGGAAAGGACGCCAGCUGUGGACGGGCUGAGCCCAAAUGCUCCGACGGCGGGUCUCUGUGCAGCCGAGGGGAAGGGGGACAACCGAGCCAUUUCAGUGCAGAGAACACAAUAUGAGAACUGCUAAAGGAACUAGUUCAUCUGUUUGAUUUCAGGGCUGCACGUGAUCACGUCCAGCUUACUACAGGCUGACAUAAGAUACCGACAUAACCCACCAAACAGAGCUUCUAUUUAAAGACAAGUUCGCCAUUUACAACAUUGAUUUUGCGGCGUGUCGCUCACGCAGCUACGCACACUGCCUGAGGUUCCAGAUGAUGGUGCAGCUCAGAGGGGUUGAGAGCUUUCCUUUGUAGCCAACACAAAAGAACAGAAUCGGUUAAUCAGAUGCAAUAUCUCUUACAUUCCUGGAGGUGUCAUAGAAUAGAAGUGAAUCAAUCACUGGGACAUUAGAGCAUACAACUACCUCAAGGAGCUUGGAAACUGAAGCAGCUAAUUCUUCACUCUGUGUUUUUCAUAAAAACGUUGGCUUUGAAAAUGAAAUCGUGCGACUUUACAUGUAAGAACAAAGUUUGUGUUUAUUCCUUAGGACCUUUGGACACAAGUUCAUCAGAGUUUUUUUCUUAACCGUUUUCAACAAAAUAGAAAUAAAUGCCUGCAGUGAUCACUUGGAGAAAAUGCAGGAGAGCUUCUGGACUUGUCCUACUGCAUGCACUUUUAAUCCAGAUUAUCGUAUUAAAAGGGAUUCUUAAAGCCAUUGGUUACUUUUGCAGUUGCCACCCCUUCUCAUUGGACUCCUUUGGUGGGAUUAAGUGAACAAUUUCCAGAUGUUUUCAUUUUCUCUGGAUUAAAUAGUGUUCAUUUCACCUAAUUUCACGUAAAAAGUUGUUAUAGUUAUUGUCUGCAAGAAAAUAUUAUUUCUGUCAUUGAUGAUACUCGUGAUUGUUUUUUGGUACCUGCUGAAUAAUGCACAUGAUGAGGUUUUCAAAUGACAUUUUUGUGUGGACCAAUCUAAAUCAAAUUAAUUAGAAAGCAGAACAUGACUAUAACUGAGAUGCAGGGAAUCAUGUUACUUUCUCUGAUUUUGCUGAAAAAAGGAUCAAAAGGGUUGUUGUGGAUGGGAUAAUAAACUAGUUGUUAGCAACGGGCUGUUCAAAAGGGUUCACCUUCCCUUUAAAUAUUUAUCAAGAUGUAGUUUAUUAAGUUAAAGUUCGCAGUCUGGUACACCUUUCAACAUAUCACACAACUUAAUACCACCCAUUCAUUUGGAUGAACUGAAUAUCACCUGUCAGU